AUGGACUUCAGAAAGUACAUUCCAGCCAUGGAGAACAAGAGGAACCUCCACAUAUGGGUCAUUGAGAACCUGGAGAUGGUGCCAGUCCCCAGGAGGGCUUAUGGGAGCUUCUUCGAAGAACACUGUUACAUCAUCCUCCACGUCCUCCAGAGCCUGACGGCCCAGCAGGGGGCGUGCCGCAUCGACCUGCACUGCUGGAUCGGGAGGAACACCGACGCCAAGGCGCAGGUCGCAGCCGAAGCCUUCCUGCAGCACCUGGCCACGUUUUCCCGGGCCACCGUCUGGAAAAGCCUGGUGCAACACCGCGAAGUGCAGGGCCACGAGUCUGACUGCUUCCGCAGCUACUUCCGCAAUGGGAUCCUCUACAGGAAAGAAGGCUUCACUGCUGCCGCCAGCCACGCAGAGAGUCACAGGUACAGCACCCAGCGGCUGCUGCACGUCAGCGGGAAGACGCACGUGUCUGCCAGGGAGGUGGCGCUGUCCUGGAACAACCUUAAUAAGAAUGGCAUCUUCCUGCUGGACCUGGGUGAGAUGAUGAUCCAAUGGAACGGACCCAACGCCAGCACUUCGGAGAAGUUACGGGGACUGGUGCUGGCCUGCAGCCUCCAGGACAGGGAGCAAGGAGGCCCUUCUCAGAUUGGUGUGGUCGACAACGAGAGCAAAGCCCCCGAGCUCAUGAAGAUCAUGAGGGCUGUGCUGGGCUGCCGAGUCGGCGGCUUGCGUGCUGCCCCACCCGCCAAGGGGAUUACCGAGAUGCAGAAGGCCAAUGUCCACCUCUACUAUGUCUACAAGAAAGAUGAGAACCUGGUGGUCCAGGAGCGGGCAGCCUGCCCACUGACCCGAGACCUGCUGCAGGAGGAGAAGUGCUAUCUCCUGGACCAGGGGGGCUUCAGGAUCUACGUGUGGCAGGGUCGCCGCUCCAGUCUGCUGGAGAAAACGGCUGCCUUCAGCCGGGCUCUGGACUUCAUCCAGGCCAAGGGCUACCCGACCUACACUAACGUGGAGGUGGUGAACGAGGGGGCCGAGUCCAUUGAGUUCCAGCAGCUCUUCCAAACCUGGAACAAAGUGCCGCUAGAGAAUAGAAACCAAAAUGAGAGGGGUCAACGGAAUCCAGUCAAGAUGAACAUGAAAAAGCCGCCGCGCUGUUCUGAGCUUGCAGCCCAGUUCCGCAUGGUGGACUCUGGCUCAGGAAAGGUGGAGGUGUGGUGCAUACAACACCACGGCCGGCAGCCCAUGGACCCCAGGUGUCACGGACAGCUGCAUGCAGACAACUGCUACCUGGUCCUCUACACCUACCAGAGGAUGAGCUACGAUCAGCAUGUUCUCUACCUGUGGAAGGGCCUUCAUGUCGAUGCGCAGAAGAUCAUGGCCCUGAAGAGCCACACCGAGGAGCUGGACAUCCAGUACCACAGGGCUCUGGUGCAGGUGCACGUGACCAUGGGCAGUGAGCCCCCCCACUUCCUGGCCAUCUUCAAGGGCCGCCUGGCCAUUUUCCAGAAGAACCCCGCACUCACUGGAAAGGGGCAAUGGCCAGCUGUCAUCCGCCUCCUCCGUAUCCAAGGCACCGAAUACCACAACACCAAGACUGUGGAGGUGCCAGCCCGCGCCUCAGCACUUCACUCUGAUGACAUCUUCCUGCUCCUCACGCCGGGCACCUGCUACCUCUGGUUUGGGAAGGGCUGUCACGGUGACCAGCGUAUGAUGGCGCGGAGGGUGGCCUCUACCAUCUCGGAGAAGAAACAGGAAAUGGUGCUGGAGGGUCAAGAGCCUCCCCACUUCUGGGAGGUCCUGGGAGGCUGUGCCCCGUACCCCAGGAACAAGAGGCUCCCAGAGGAGGAUCCCAGCUUCCCGCCACGACUGUUCGGGUGCUCCAGCCAGUCGGGCUGCUUGGUCCUCACGGAAGUGCUGUUCUUCCAACAAGAGGAUCUGGACAAGUAUAGCAUCAUGCUGCUUGACGCCUGGCAGGAGGUGUUCCUGUGGAUCGGGUCAGCAGCGAGAGAAGCAAAGGAGGCGCUGGCCUGGGGCCGGGAGUACCUGAAGACCCAUCCAGCGAGGAGGAGCCUGGCCACCCCCAUCGUGCUGGUCAGGCAGGGUCACGAGCCCACCACCUUCACCAGCUGGUUCCUCUCCUGGGACCCCAACAAGUGGACCAACAACCAGUUCUAUGAGAAGGUGGUGGAGAGCAGCCUGGAAGGAGGCCCCCUGGAUCAUACCGGCCUUUAAGGCUCCCCAGGACAGCUCAGAGAAUGAGCCGGAGCUGGGUUCCAAGAUAGGCAGCCACGGCUGCGACCACAGCGAUACCAGGCUCGCCGGGCCCGGGAGCCUGCCCCGAGAACAGCUGAUGCACCAGGCCGCCAAGGACC
Messenger RNA from Sorex araneus (European shrew), 2363 nucleotides. It is a transcript of the gene VILL, whose product is annotated as villin like. NCBI's taxonomy places the organism in Eukaryota, Metazoa, Chordata, Mammalia, Eulipotyphla, Soricidae. Bases 1 to 2223 code for a protein of 740 amino acids. Gene Ontology annotation, biological process: barbed-end actin filament capping; actin polymerization or depolymerization; actin filament severing. The record is from RefSeq and is a predicted model, not a curated record. The transcript has 18 exons. Gene Ontology annotation, cellular component: actin cytoskeleton; cytoplasm. Gene Ontology annotation, molecular function: actin filament binding; phosphatidylinositol-4,5-bisphosphate binding.